AUGCCCCUCUUCGGCCACUCCGACUCGUCCGUAAAUGCCGAGGUUCGCGGCGUCGAGAAGCAAAUCCACAAGGAGGAGCGCUCCGACGAGAAGAGUCUCAGUCACGCCAUCGACGACCUCUCCCGUGCCGACAAGGCUCACGCGAAAAGCAUCAAGGCCGCUGAUAAAGCCCAGCACGCGCUCGACAAAGCCGUGGCCAACGAGCACAAGACGGCCAAGGCCCUCAACAAGGCCGCGCACACGCACGACACCGCCAUCGCGGACGAGCAGAGCGCAGAGAAGGCCGCUCAGAUCCAGAUGCAGCACAAGGCACGCCUCGAGCAGGACCUCGAGCAAAAACGCCAGCACCUCGAGGAGCUCCGCUCCCGCAAGGAGCAGAAUGACGCUGCUCGUGAUUCGAAGUUGAGCGAAUUGCACUCGCACGAUUCCGCGCCUGGCGAAGUUCGCAGCGGCCCGGAAGAUGCUCGCGCGACCGUCGUUGGUGAUCAGUGA
Epithele typhae is the source of this 492-nucleotide messenger RNA. RefSeq lists its product as uncharacterized. Lineage: Eukaryota; Fungi; Basidiomycota; Agaricomycetes; Polyporales; Epitheliaceae. The record is from RefSeq and is a predicted model, not a curated record. The coding region runs from base 1 to 492 and encodes 163 amino acids. The transcript has 4 exons.